Aspergillus steynii IBT 23096 is the source of this 1660-nucleotide messenger RNA. Its product is annotated as putative ubiquinone biosynthesis monooxgenase (Coq6). Gene Ontology annotation, biological process: ubiquinone biosynthetic process. The transcript has 2 exons. Gene Ontology annotation, cellular component: mitochondrion. Gene Ontology annotation, molecular function: oxidoreductase activity, acting on paired donors, with incorporation or reduction of molecular oxygen, NAD(P)H as one donor, and incorporation of one atom of oxygen; FAD binding; 2-octaprenyl-6-methoxyphenol hydroxylase activity. NCBI's taxonomy places the organism in Eukaryota, Fungi, Ascomycota, Eurotiomycetes, Eurotiales, Aspergillaceae. The coding region runs from base 11 to 1540 and encodes 509 amino acids. The record is from RefSeq and is a predicted model, not a curated record.
CCCAGCCAUUAUGCGCUCCAUCUCAAGGUCGGCCCUGCGGCCUUAUAUCUGUCCAUCAUGCCGAACUGGACCGCCGAGCCGGCGACGAUUUGGGUCCAAGCCUCAGCAGGCCCCCGAAAUCUAUGAUGUAGUCUGUGUUGGCGGUGGUCCCGCAGGCCUGGGACUGCUGGCAGCUCUCCGAGCCUCGCCCGCUACCUCGAAACUCAAAGUCGCCCUCGUCGAAACCCAGGACCUCAACAAAGCCCGCUCGUGGAACCUCGAAUCGCAUCAGUUCUCCAACCGAGUCAGCAGCCUGACGCCGUCGUCCGUGGCAUUUCUGGAGAAAAUCGGAGCAUGGGAGUUCCUGGAUGCUCAGCGCGCCCAGAAGUAUCAGGAGAUGCAGGUGUGGGAUGGGGAAACAGGAUCCCGCAUAUCGUUUGACUGGUCUAUGGAAUCCUCCCCGUUCGAGGACCUACGCACCGUUGCGACAAUGACGGAGAAUGCCAACCUUGUUCGCGCACUUCUGUCUCGAAUCGCCGCCUCUGGAGACGAGAACCUCUCCAUCUUCUCCAAGUCCACCGUCUCGUCCAUUGAGAACGGCUCGGAUUCGCCGGACGGUCCGGAUCUAUCCGCGUGGCCGGUGCUUUCGAUCUCACCAACCGACGGGACCUCAACCCAAGGGCCGUCGCGGAUUGCCGCGCGACUGCUUGUUGGUGCAGACGGUAUCAACAGCCCCGUACGCAAAUAUGCCAACAUCUCCACCGACGGCUGGGACUAUAAUAGAAACGGCGUGGUCGCGACCCUCGCCCUCGCAGAAUCAGAAACCCCUACGUUCCCCAUCGGCACAAGGACCGCCUAUCAGCGUUUCCUCCCUGCGCUGGGCGGCCCUGUUGCCCUUCUUCCGCUGCCCAACAACCAUGCGACCUUGGUGUGGUCGACCACCGCCGAGAAUGCGGCUUACCUCAAGUCUCUCUCCCCGAAAGCUUUCAUUGCCAUGGUCAACGCUGCGUUCCGUCUGGCCAUGCCGGACCUCAAGUACAUGAUGAGCAUGCAACGCCCGGCGACGUCUGCAUCGGAGUAUGAGGAUCAGCACGAGACCGAACUGACCUGGCGCCUACAGCAUACUCCCCAGCCCUCGCAGAUCCCGCCCAUGGUUACGGGUGUCCAGGAAGGCACCGUGGCCUCGUUCCCUCUACGAUUCCGCCAUGCCUCGACCUACAUCUCGCCCCGUGUGGCUCUGGUAGGCGAUGCCGCCCAUGCCAUCCAUCCUCUGGCCGGACAGGGUCUCAACCUGGGAAUGGGCGACGUGGCGUCCCUCUCCAGCACCAUUGAAUACGCCGUGAACCACGGAAUGGACGUUGGCGACAUCCUCACUCUGGAACGGUACACCGCAGAGCGGUGGGCCACCAACGCCAAGAUCGGUGGCGCCUGCGACGUGCUGCACAAGCUUUACAAUGUUCCUGGCCAGGGACCAGUCGCAUGGGGUCGCAGUCUGGGUUUGGAUAUCAUUGACCGCGUACCGUUCCUCAAGAGUCUCUUGAUGAAGAACGCCGAGGGAUGAUCUUGGCCGAUCCUGAUAUAUCCACUCUAGUCCACUCCUGCCCUUUAGUUCUUGCAUGUUUAUACUUGUAUCGCUAGCGCUAGUACAGUGGUACGGCAUUAAUUGUACAAUAGUUAUCAG